AGAGGAGGAAGCGGCGGCGGCGAGGGGCCGCGCCUCCGUUGGGAUCCCGGGGUUAAGUGCGGCGGGGGUGGGGGGGAACUCUGCGCGGGGCCGGAGCGAGACCCGAGGGACCUCUCCGUCCUCCCGCCCCAGAUUCAGUACUAAACAUGGGUGCAUUUUUGGACAAACCCAAAACUGAGAAACACAAUGCUCACGGUGCUGGGAAUGGUUUGCGUUAUGGCCUAAGCAGCAUGCAAGGAUGGAGAGUGGAAAUGGAAGAUGCUCACACAGCGGUUGUAGGUAUUCCUCAUGGCUUGGACAACUGGUCAUUUUUUGCUGUUUAUGAUGGUCAUGCUGGAUCUCGAGUGGCAAAUUAUUGCUCAACACAUUUAUUAGAACAUAUUACUAAUAAUGAAGAUUUUAGGGCAGCAGAAAAACCUGGAUCUGCUCUUGAACCUUCAGUGGAAAAUGUUAAGAGUGGAAUCAGAACUGGCUUCUUGAAAAUUGAUGAAUACAUGCGUAACUUUUCAGAUCUCAGAAAUGGGAUGGACAGGAGUGGCUCAACUGCAGUAGGAGUUAUGAUUUCACCUGAACAUGUCUACUUUAUCAACUGUGGAGAUUCACGUGCUGUUCUUUAUAGGAAUGGACAAGUCUGCUUUUCAACCCAGGAUCACAAGCCUUGCAAUCCCAGGGAGAAGGAGCGCAUCCAGAAUGCAGGAGGCAGCGUGAUGAUACAGCGUGUUAAUGGUUCAUUAGCAGUUUCUCGAGCUCUGGGGGACUAUGAUUACAAGUGUGUGGAUGGCAAGGGCCCUACGGAACAACUUGUUUCUCCAGAGCCUGAGGUUUAUGAAAUUUUAAGAGCAGAAGAGGACGAAUUUAUCAUCUUGGCUUGUGAUGGGAUCUGGGAUGUUAUGAGCAAUGAGGAGCUCUGUGAAUUUGUUAAAUCUAGGCUUGAGGUAUCUGAUGACCUGGAAAAAGUAUGCAAUUGGGUUGUGGACACUUGUUUACAUAAGGGAAGUCGAGAUAACAUGAGUAUUGUGCUAGUUUGUUUUUCAAAUGCUCCUAAGGUCUCAGAUGAGGCAGUGAAAAAAGAUUCAGACUUGGAUAAGCACUUGGAAUCACGUGUUGAAGAAAUUAUGGAGAAGUCUGGUGAGGAAGGAAUGCCUGAUCUUGCCCAUGUCAUGCGCAUAUUGUCUGCAGAAAAUAUCCCUAAUUUACCUCCAGGGGGAGGUCUUGCUGGCAAGCGCAAUAUUAUUGAGGCUGUUUAUAAUAGACUAAAUCCACAUAGAGAGAAUGAUGGGGCCUCCGAUGAUGCUGAGGAAAGUGGAUCACAGGGAAAAUUGGUGGAAGCUCUCAGGCAAAUGAGAAUUAAUCAUAGGGGAAACUACCGACAACUUCUGGAAGAGAUGCUGACUAGUUACAGGCUAGCUAAAGUACAGGGAGAAGAAAGCCCUGCUGAAUCAGCUGCUGGAGCUACUUCUUCGAACAAUGAUGCUGGAGACCCAGUGACAGUGCUGGAACCCCAUACUGAAACAAAAAGUGAUCUUGCUGAAUUAGAACAUUCUAAUGAAGAUGCAGGGACAAAGAUGAGCGAUUCACGCAUAUGAAUUCUCUCUUUUGUUAAUGUUUAUGGUCUUUGACUUGAUGGUUUUGCCUAGCUAGUAUAAUGUAUGCAUUUUGUGUAUGUUUGUUAUGUGAAUCUUGGAAAACUAGUUUAUUUGUACAGUCUUAUUUUUUAAGAAGGCCUUUUUUGCAUAUACUUUUUAUCAGAUAAUUCUAAGUUGACUAUAGUACUUUAUAAAUAAAAUUAUAUAUUCUAUUUCAUCUUAUAGGGUGUGCCUGAAAUCAGGCCACCAACUGAAGUCAGUAGUGGGUUUUUUUCCUGUUUCUUAAAAUUGGACUAUACCAGAUGACUUUUCCUGUUACAUUAAAUUGAGAUUAAUUUCUAUUGUGGACAGGUUCUUUGUUAAUUUAGAACUUUAUUGUUUUACAUUGUUUUACAUAUUAGUGAACUCAAAGUUUCAUAAUUUUCCCAUUUGUUUAGUAUUAGUUACUACAGAAAGGCUAAUGAUGGCCUUCAAUUCUUUCUUGAAAUGCUCUCUGACAUGUUGUUUGAAAUUGUAUUUAUUUUAAAACACUGUAGUUUUAUUUUUAGAACUUGUGAAAGAUUGAAUGUUUCUUUUGACUUUGUGUAUUCUCUAUAAAACAAAUAUAGUUUUAGAAAAAGUGUACUAUUCCUGAAACUGUGGUUUGUAGUUUCUGUAUAGAUGUUAUCUGUACAACAAAAUGUAUAUGAAACUGUUUAGUAUGGAAAAAAAAUUUUUGUUUGACUUCCCCCAAUAAAGCAUGAAAUGUGGAAUAAUUUAUGCAUGCUGUAAUUUUUUAAAAUGGAUUUUAAAGAUUACAGUUGUUAUGUCCAGCUAUAUACUUAGAAACCUAAUCCAAACCAGAAAUUUGUUCUUCUCAUGCAAGCAAAUAUUUUAUACAAGGCUUUGGUCAUUUUUAACUGGCAGGGAAAAAAGUACAUGUAUGAAAAUAUUUUAUUUCAUCUAUAAAAAUUUUAAAAUAGCUACUUUGAUUAAAACGUGUUCAUUGCUUAGAAAUAAAAUGAUUGCUUUUGAUUUCUUAUGCUAGGAAUACUUUAAAAGCCAUAUUUGUUUUGCUUUUGGUUUGAUUUAUUUUCAAAUAAAAUAGCUGUUGAUCACUCAGC
Messenger RNA from Dromiciops gliroides (monito del monte), 2689 nucleotides. RefSeq names its product protein phosphatase, Mg2+/Mn2+ dependent 1B (gene PPM1B). Gene Ontology annotation, molecular function: protein serine/threonine phosphatase activity; manganese ion binding; magnesium ion binding. The coding region runs from base 147 to 1586 and encodes 479 amino acids. Lineage: Eukaryota; Metazoa; Chordata; Mammalia; Microbiotheria; Microbiotheriidae. Gene Ontology annotation, cellular component: nucleus; cytosol. The transcript is spliced from 6 exons. Gene Ontology annotation, biological process: protein dephosphorylation; positive regulation of canonical NF-kappaB signal transduction; negative regulation of canonical NF-kappaB signal transduction. The record is from RefSeq and is a predicted model, not a curated record.